Syngnathoides biaculeatus (alligator pipefish) is the source of this 2851-nucleotide messenger RNA. RefSeq names its product regulation of nuclear pre-mRNA domain containing 1B (gene rprd1b). Gene Ontology annotation, cellular component: RNA polymerase II, holoenzyme. Lineage: Eukaryota; Metazoa; Chordata; Actinopteri; Syngnathiformes; Syngnathidae. The record is from RefSeq and is a predicted model, not a curated record. Bases 424 to 1413 code for a protein of 329 amino acids. The transcript has 7 exons. Gene Ontology annotation, molecular function: RNA polymerase II complex binding. Gene Ontology annotation, biological process: mRNA 3'-end processing.
UCCUCAAAUAUUACAGAAGUUAUGUCGGUUAAACACGGGCUAAAGCGUGGGCUAACUCGUAGGAAGCGGGUGGCUACUUAACUUAGCUGCAGCUGGCUAAGCGUUAGCUGGUGCUGUAAACAAACACUUGAGCAAACUGCUGCUCGCAAGCCAGCUCAGAAGCUGCACGGUUUUUUUUUUUUUUUAUUUCCAAACAACAAAUCCGUUGGUUAGUGGUAUUGAAUGUUAUAACGGUGUUUUGCUUGAAUAGGUAGCGGAAGACUUCAUUUUUGUAUUAUUAUUUUUUUAACAUUUUGCGUGUACUUGCUUGAAGUGCAACUUUAGUUUUAGUGACAGUGGAGGUUUCCUCCAACUAACCGGGACCUCCGUCGGUUUAGAGCGGGGUCGUGGUGCACCCAAGGAGACUCGUAGCAGCACACGGACAUGUCGUCGUUCUCCGAGGCGGCCCUGGAGAAGAAGCUGUCGGAGCUGAGUAGCUCGCAGCAGAGCGUGCAGACUCUGUCCCUGUGGAUCAUCCACCACCGCAAACAUUCGGGUCUCAUCGUCAAAGUUUGGCACAGGGAGCUGAAGAAAGCUAAAACCAAUAGGAAGCUGACGUUCCUCUAUCUGGCCAACGAUGUCAUCCAAAACAGCAAGAAGAAAGGACCUGAAUUCACCAAAGACUUUGAGACAGUCCUCAUUGAUGCCUGCUCUCAUGUUGCAAGUGAAGUUGAUGAGAGUUGCAAAAAGCACAUGGAGAGACUCCUGAACAUCUGGAAGGAGCGCAACCUUUACAGAAGCGACUUCAUUCAGCAGCUCACCCUGGCCAUCGAAGAUUCCAACAGCCCCCAGCCUACAGAAGAUAAGAAACCAGUGAAACGAACCUACCAGAAGAUCCAGCAAGAUGAAGAGGAGGAUGAGGACGACGACUACAGGAGCAUUAGCUCUCCUCGCAACACGGACGCCUCCGCUAAUCAACUGACAGAGGAGCUGGUGAAAGCGUUGCAGGACUUGGAGAAUGCCGCAUCAGGCGACGCUGCUGUACGACAGAAAAUCGCCUCAUUGCCGCAGGAAGUCCAAGAUGUUUCACUACUUGAAAAAAUAACCGAUAAGGAGGCAGCAGACAAGCUUUCGAAGACAGUGGACGAAGCGUGUUUACUGCUGGCAGAGUACAACGGCCGCCUGGCCGCAGAGCUGGAGGACCGCAGGCAGCUGGCACGCAUGCUGACCGACUACAUUGGCAGCCAGAAGGAGGCGCUGGUGGAGAGGGAGAAGAAGCUGGAGGAAUACAAGCAGAAGCUGGCCAGGGUGACCCAGGUGAGGAAAGAGCUCAAGUCCCACAUCCAGAGUCUGCCUGACCUCUCCCUACUUCCCAACGUGACCGGCGGUCUAGCCCCUCUUCCCUCGGCCGGUGACCUCUUUUCCACCGACUGAGUGAUGGAGCUCUGACCAGUUACCACCUCAUGUCCUCCCACACCCACCUACCAACGCCCACCCUCAGCAUAACCAUAGCAGGCUGUGUUGCUGGCAAGGGACUGUUAAGGUUAACACGUACCAGCAGGACAAGUGAGGGACUGGUUUGUGGGAUCGAGGUCGGGACAAUAACAUUGGGUUUUGCAAAAUCGCAGCUCUCUGCAGAGAGAACAGAGACUCAGUAAGCCUGGAUUUUCUCGCUUAGUGUUCACGCCACCAGCUUGGGGUUAGUUCUUUACUGUUUGUUUUUAUUAUUUUUUUAUUUGUUAAUGACAUAACAUGUAAGUGAAUAAAGAGGAAAGGGGUAGUAGACCGUUGUUACGGUUGUCAAGUUGUGUUCAAGCUGCCGUUUCUAUUACCUGAAUUCCGUACAAUGAUCUGGCCUUAUUAGAGUUUGUGACUGCACUGUGAUGAAAAUGUACCAUUGAUUAGUUGCAUUUAGGAGGGUUUUUUUUUUUUUUUUUUUUUGGGGUAUUGUUUUAGAGAGUUCAUUUGAAGGUUACAGAGACAGUGUUGUUGUGGGAGGUGAAAUCAGACAGAUAUGAUGAAGUACCCAAUAAGCAUUUUCCAGAUUUUUUUUUUCCCAUCUCAUUACUAGGGGAAGUUUGUGAGGAGUCUUUAGUAUGGUCCACCAUUGCUUCAUUUUAUUGCCUGCAAUAUUUGGCAAUUCAGUCACAAAGAUAUGUAAAGGGAGUUUGACCUCCAAAAUAAGAAAAAUAUUAAUUAUCCCAUUAAGUAGUCCUUGAGUUUUUCCUAAAGUCACAACUAAUACAAUUGAUGGGAAUAAACUCAUAAUGCAGUUUAUAAAUGAUGAAUGAUUGACCAGAGCAAAUUCUCACCCCAUGGUUAAGAAUAGAAGUAAUCCUAUAAAUACAACUAUUGUCCCAGUCCCGCUUGUUUGUCCAAAUGUCACACAACAGCCCCAGUGGAUUGGGUGUGUUGUGUUGCCAUUUAAAUUCAAUGAAUGUGAAGUUUAUUUUAUGCAGCUCAAGUUAAUUUUUACCUGUCUGCAAAACAAAUUACUGAUGUGAAAAAGACAGGAAAAUAUGCAGCGGUCACAAUGUUUGCUAAACCAAAGGGUGGGCGUGUGUAUCUUUAUUUUAUUUUUUUUAAUGGAGUCAAUGCUGGACCUCCUGAGCUCAGUCUUGACCUCAAUUAUCAACUAAAAAGAGUUUUUAUGAAAAGGUUCAAAUGUCACUGAAGCCACUGGAAGGUAGGAAGUGCUUGAGAAAGAACACUAUUUGUCACUGUAGUUACAUCUAUUCUUGCCCUCACUGUGCAGUCUGCAUUUUUCCCUGCAUAACCACCUUGUACAAGCUGGAGUCUACCAAUAGGGUAGUUUUAUUUCUGUAAUUAAAGUGAUUCAGUGGCUGCCAAUAAACUGGAACCAUUUGAACAA